AUGCCUUUUGGUCAAAUCGUCAUUGGGCCUCCUGGGUCGGGUAAAUCAACGUAUUGCAACGGCUGUUACCAAUUCUUCAAUGCGAUAGGAAGACAUGUGCAGGUGAUAAAUAUGGAUCCUGCUAACGAUUCCUCCCCUUACCCUUGCUCUGUUGAUAUUAGAGACUUCAUCACCUUGGAAGAAGUCAUGCAAGAACAGCAGCUGGGACCCAACGGGGGAUUGAUGUAUGCAGUGGAGUCGCUCGACGAGUCGCUUGAUCUGUUCGUGCUGCAAGUCAAAUCUGUCGUGCAGGAUGAAAGGGCGUAUACGAUUUUCGAUUGCCCCGGGCAAGUGGAGCUGUUCACACAUCAUUCAUCGUUGUUUCGCAUUUUCAAAAAAUUGGAAAAAGAAUUAGAUAUGAGGUUUUGUGUUGUAAAUUUGAUCGACUGCUACUUUAUAACGUCCCCGUCUCAAUAUGUCUCGAUUCUUCUCUUGGCGCUGAGAUCCAUGCUCAUGAUGGAUCUCCCACAAAUAAAUGUUUUCUCCAAGAUCGACCUUUUGAAAUCCUAUGGACCUCUGCCGUUCAGACUGGAUUACUACACAGAAGUGCAGGACUUGGACUAUCUUCAGCCAUUGAUUGGAGCAGAAAGCGCAAGCGCACUGGGAAAAAGGUAUCGCAAACUGACCGAGGCUUUAAGCGAGCUGGUAUCGGACUUCAAUCUUGUAUCCUUUGAAGUUCUUUGCGUCGAUGAUAAAGAAAGUAUGAUCAAUUUACAAAGCGUGAUCGAUAAAGCCAAUGGUUAUAUCUUUGGAGCGUCAGAGAUCGGAGGUGAUACGGUGUGGGCACAAGCAACAAGGGAGGGAGCUCUAUUGGCUAAUUACGACAUCCAAGAUAGAUGGAUUGACAAUAAAGAACUCUACGAUAAGAUUGAAAUUGAAAAAAGAGAAAACCUACUGAAGGAAACAGCGGAUCAAGAAAAACCGAUAGAUGUUGAUAAUGACGACGAAUGGGAUAGAGCUUUGAAAGACUGGGAACAAAAGCAGGGAACAAACUAUGUGAAAUAG
Messenger RNA from Zygotorulaspora mrakii, 1044 nucleotides. It is a transcript of the gene GPN2, whose product is annotated as GTPase GPN2. Lineage: Eukaryota; Fungi; Ascomycota; Saccharomycetes; Saccharomycetales; Saccharomycetaceae. The transcript has a single exon. The record is from RefSeq and is a predicted model, not a curated record. Gene Ontology annotation, molecular function: GTPase activity. Gene Ontology annotation, cellular component: cytoplasm. The coding region runs from base 1 to 1044 and encodes 347 amino acids.